AUGUUUUUGCAAGCUUUGAAGUUCGCUGCUCCAAGAGCCACCCGCACUUUCGCCUCUACCGGUGUCAGAGCGAAUGCCAUCCAAGAGUUGUACCUAAAGGAAAUCAAAAGCGUAAAGCUUCAACCAGUCAGUGCCAAAGAUGCCGAAGGUAGCGUUAAACCAUGGUCUGCCCCAAAAGCCCCUCAAACACCAGAAUUGGAAGGUCAAGGACCAGAGGCUCUGAAAGCUUACGUUGAUGAAGAUGUGCUAGUGUCCAAGACUCAAGAAGAAUCCGCAGCAGAGACCGAGGAACAAGACUGGUUGGUGCUCGAGGAAAUCGAAGAGGAAACUCACCAUUGA
This is a messenger RNA of Lachancea dasiensis, 339 nucleotides long. Lineage: Eukaryota; Fungi; Ascomycota; Saccharomycetes; Saccharomycetales; Saccharomycetaceae. The record is from the annotation of a GenBank genome assembly.